Messenger RNA from Trichoderma asperellum CBS 433.97, 882 nucleotides. RefSeq names its product Glucose-responsive transcription factor (gene RGT1). Gene Ontology annotation, molecular function: tRNA guanylyltransferase activity; magnesium ion binding. Gene Ontology annotation, biological process: tRNA modification. Lineage: Eukaryota; Fungi; Ascomycota; Sordariomycetes; Hypocreales; Hypocreaceae. The record is from RefSeq and is a predicted model, not a curated record.
AUGGCGAACUCAAAAUUUGAAUAUGUUCGAAAUUUUGAGCAGCCAGACUCCCUCAUGCCCAAUACUUGGGUUGUAGUGCGCAUAGAUGGGAGAGGAUUUACCAAAAUGUGCGCCAAAUAUGAAUUCGAAAAGCCCAAUGACAAGAGAGCGCUUGAUCUUAUGAACGCAGCAGCCAAGGCUGUUGUGACUGAUUUGCCAGAGAUCACUAUUGCCUACGGAGUUAGCGACGAAUACAGCUUCGUCUUUCAUAAGACCUGCAACCUCUUUGAGAGAAGAGCAAGCAAACUCGUCAGCACAAUUGUUUCUACCUUUACGGCAAAUUAUGUCUAUCUCUGGUCGACAUACUUUCCGGACACUCCUCUCUCAUUUCCUCUUCCGACAUUUGAUGGCCGAGCUGUCUGUUAUCCGACAGUACAAAAUCUCCGGGACUACAUGAGUUGGAGACAAGCUGAUUGCCAUAUCAAUAACUUAUAUAAUACGGCAUUCUGGAAACUGAUACAGCUGGGCGGGCUUGAUAAUAAGGAGGCUGAGAAAACCCUUGCUGGAACACUGGCUGCCGACAAGAAUGAAAUACUGUUUUCUCGCUUCAAGAUCAACUACAACAAUGAGCCGGAAAUGUUCAAAAAGGGAAGCAUAAUAUUUAGAGAUUAUGAACUGGUCGAGCCCGGCAGUCAUAAUGAAGCAGCAGCAGCAGACGCCCUUGCGGAGCCGGUAGUGCAGUCAAAAUCACAAGCCGAAAAGGAUAAGAAGCGCAGAGCCAAAGCGAAAGUGGUGGUGGAGCACUUGGAUAUUAUCAGGGACGAAUUUUGGGACAAGCGGCCUUGGAUUCUAUCUGGCAAGCCUGGUCGACCGGCCAAUCUAUCCAAAGAAAUACAAACUUGA